This is a messenger RNA of Botrytis deweyae, 411 nucleotides long. RefSeq lists its product as uncharacterized. The coding region runs from base 1 to 411 and encodes 136 amino acids. Gene Ontology annotation, cellular component: nucleus; cytosol. Gene Ontology annotation, molecular function: DNA binding. The transcript has 3 exons. The record is from RefSeq and is a predicted model, not a curated record. NCBI's taxonomy places the organism in Eukaryota, Fungi, Ascomycota, Leotiomycetes, Helotiales, Sclerotiniaceae.
AUGGAAGACGACGAUUUGGCACAAAUCAGAAAAGCUCGUCUUGAGCAACUGAAAACCCAAGGCGGAGGAGGAGGUAGACCAGGCGCAGCAGGCGGCAGUGGAGGACAAGAAGACGGCAGACAACAGCAAGAAGAAGCGGCUCGACAAUCCAUCCUGACCCAAAUUCUCGAACCCGAAGCGGCAGAUCGUCUAGGUCGCAUUAGACUUGUGAAGGAGUCCAGAGCCGUCGAUGUUGAAAAUCGCUUGAUUAUGUUGGCGCGUUCGGGACAGUUGAGAUCGAAGAUUACGGAGGAACAAUUGAAGGAUUUGUUGAGCAGUGUGUCGGAGGCUCAGGAAACUAAAGAAAAGAUUGUGGUUACCAGGAGGAAGGGUGCUUGGGAUGACGACGAUGAUGAUCUUUUCGACUUGUAG